Messenger RNA from Neurospora tetraspora, 1336 nucleotides. RefSeq lists its product as uncharacterized. Gene Ontology annotation, molecular function: chitin binding. Lineage: Eukaryota; Fungi; Ascomycota; Sordariomycetes; Sordariales; Sordariaceae. Bases 89 to 976 code for a protein of 295 amino acids. The transcript has a single exon. The record is from RefSeq and is a predicted model, not a curated record.
GCCAUAACAUCUCCAAUAUUGACAGGCCGUUCGGUAUAGAUGUCUUGUCUUCUCAAAGACCUGACCACCUGCUACACACUCAACCACAAUGAGGCUACUUAGCUCCUCCUCCUUCCCCCUCCUCCUCGCCAUAACAUCGCCCCUCCUCCUCCUCCUGUUCUCACCACAAGCAGCCCAAGCCCAAAGUCAAAAAGUCAGCCCAGAUGGCCGCCGCUCCGAAGGUAUAACAUGUCACCGGUCCUCCUUCGGCGACUGCUGUUCUGCCUCGGGCUGGUGCGGCUCUACGCCCGACCACUGCGGCGUCGGGUGUAACCCGCCGCUUUACGGUCUCUGUUCAGGUUCAGGUUCAAGUCUACCGGGGUCCGGGAUAUCAUCAUCAUCAUCAUCCGGCCAGACGGGCCCUGCGCAAACAUUGACGACGACACUGACCACCGUCAUCACACUCGUUACGUUGAUUACCUCGACAACAAACGUCUACCAAUACGGUCGUCACGACUGCAACCACAACCAGCACCAACACCGCCCAGAUAACGGCCACGAUUACCGCCACAGAGACAACAACACAACGACCAAAACUCGGACACAAACCCAAACCUCUUUACUCCCCGGUGUCACCGUUCCUCCGACAACAUUCACUGUCUCCAAGACCAUCAAAGCAACAGCACCCGGCAGCAUCAUCACCACCACCACUACCACGACCGCUACCGCCCCAGCCAGCACCGUGACCCUAGUCCUUACGACAACCGUCACCCAAAGAUGGGGAGGAGGGGGAGGUGGGAGACCAACGUGGACUAUUACCCAGACACAGACGCAAACCCAGACGCAGACGGUGACGAGUAUCAGCAUUAGCACAACCACGAGGGUUAACACCUCCACGGCUACGGUAACGAGGGUGGUGGCGAUGGUGGUGGUGAUGAUGAGGUUGGCCGACCGAUGGACCAGGCUGGCGGGGGACAAGAACAAACUGGAGUUGUAGGGGGAGAUGGAGGACUACCGUUACAAAGACGGUUACAGUUACGAGAGGUGGUUGAAGAGGGUGGGAUGGAUGAUUUGGGUGCUGAGAUGAGGAAACUUUGUAAUGGAGAAGGAGGUAUGAAUGGCACUGGGCUGGAUUUUGAGAAGUUCUGCUGAAGAGAUGUUCAUCGGUCCAUGUCGUUAGAUGACGAAGAACUGAAACUAGGAGAAGGAAGAGGCAGAUUGCCAGUGAAGAAGUUGCUGUAUUAAUGGUAAUUGAAGACUUCGCUGAAUCAACCGUGUACCGGAACCGAAGCUAUGGAUAGCGUCCUAAAGAACAAAGCAUAACACAAAUAGCGUAUACACAAACCGCUAAGCCUCA